Molecule: messenger RNA, 204 nt
Organism: Arctia plantaginis
Lineage: Eukaryota; Metazoa; Arthropoda; Insecta; Lepidoptera; Erebidae
Source: the annotation of a GenBank genome assembly
AUGAAUUUGGAGAGACUUCGUAGGGAAAAGGUGGAACUGGAAAAUACGUUGGAACAAGAGCAAGAAGCAUUAGUGAACAGACUUUGGAAACGAAAUGGACAAGCUAGAAGCAGAAAAACGUUCUCUGCAAUAAGACUCGACCAACCAGUUUCUGAUCCAGCUAGUCCUAGGGACAUUAGUAAUGGUGAUACAGCACCAAUUUAA